Molecule: messenger RNA, 2488 nt
Organism: Tupaia belangeri chinensis (Chinese tree shrew)
Lineage: Eukaryota; Metazoa; Chordata; Mammalia; Scandentia; Tupaiidae
Gene: BFAR
Product: bifunctional apoptosis regulator
Exons: 9
Coding region: 315-1667 (450 amino acids)
Biological process (GO): proteasome-mediated ubiquitin-dependent protein catabolic process
Cellular component (GO): nucleus
Molecular function (GO): protein binding; ubiquitin protein ligase activity
Source: RefSeq, a predicted model, not a curated record
CCGCUCUAGGCUGCGGGGAGGUCGCGGGGUGGAGGGGGUCGGGGAAUGAGGGAGGCCUCUCCUCUAUGGUCGGGGGCCGGGGGCUCUCGGCAACGCAAUCUGUCCUAGAUUACUUCCGGAAGUGAAGCCUCCGCCUCCUCCUCGGCUUCCGCGGGGGUCCUGGCGGGAGCGAUGGCACAGGCUGGUGGUCCCUGAGCGAGUGGAAUGAUAUCUAGAGCCUGGCUUUGUGCCAGCUACUCUCAGAUUAAUAAUGCUUUGCAGCAGUUUUUUAAGUCUGAAAUUUUCUGUCUGUGGAUACCAGAAUUUGCUAAGAGAUGGAGGAGCCUCAGAAGAAUGAUCUGAACUCUACAGGCCUUGAGCAAGAUGACUCUCUCAAGGGCACCAGCCCUCAGAUUUCUGUUAGCGAGUUUUCCUGCCACUGCUGCUAUGACAUCCUGGUUAACCCCACCACCUUGAACUGUGGGCACAGCUUCUGCCGGCACUGCCUAGCUCUGUGGUGGGUGUCUUCAAAGAAAACAGAGUGUCCUGAGUGCCGAGAAAAAUGGGAAGGGUUCCCCAAAGUCAACAUUCUCCUCAGGGAUGCCAUAGAAAAGUUAUUUCCUGAUGCCAUUAGAAUGAGAUUUGAAGACAUUCAGCAGAAUAAUGACAUAGUCCAAAGCCUCACGGCCUUUCAAAAAUACGGGAAUGACCAGAUUCCUGUAGCUCCCAACACAGGUCGUGUGAAUCAACACAGAGGAGGGGGGUUCUUUUCCGGAGUGCUCACAGCUUUAACUGGUGUGGCAGUGGUCCUGCUCGUGUAUCACUGGAGCAGCAGGGAAUCUGAGCACGACCUCCUGGUCCACAAGGCUGUGGCCAAAUGGACAGCGGAAGAGGUUGUCCUCUGGCUGGAGCAGCUGGGCCCUUGGGCCUCUCUCUACAGAGACAGGUUUUUAUCUGAAAGAGUUAAUGGAAGACUGCUUUUAACUCUGACAGAAGAAGAAUUUUCAAGGGCGCCGUAUACCAUAGAAAACAGCAGCCACAGAAGAGCCAUCCUCAUGGAGCUGGAGCGCGUCAAAGCACUAGGUGUGAAGCCCCCCCAAAAUCUCUGGGAAUAUAAAGCUGUGAACCCAGGCAGGUCCCUGUUCUUGCUUUAUGCCCUCAAGAGCUCCCCCAGGCUGGGUCUGCUGUACCUGUACCUGUUUGACUACACAGACACCUUCUUACCCUUCAUCCACACCAUCUGCCCUCUGCAAGAAGACAGCUCUGGCGAAGACAUCCUCACCAAGCUGCUGGAUCUGAGAGAGCCCACGUGGAAGCAGUGGCGAGAAUUCCUGGUCAAAUACUCCUUCCUCCCAUACCAGCUGAUUGCUGAAUUUGCUUGGGACUGGCUGGAGGUCCAUUACUGGACAUCACGGUUUCUCAUCGUCAAUGCCAUGUUACUGUCUGUUCUGGAAUUAUUCUCCUUUUGGAGGAUCUGGUCAAGAAGUGAACUGAAAACUGUGCCUCAGAGGAUGUGGAGCCAUUUUUGGAAAGUCUCAACGCAGGGGCUUUUCGUGGCCAUGUUCUGGCCCCUCAUUCCUCAAUUUGUUUGCAACUGCUUGUUUUACUGGGCCCUGUAUUUCAACCCAAUCAUCAACAUCGAUCUCGUGGUCAAGGAAGUCCGGCGACUAGAAACCCAAGUGCUGUGACGGGCACCGCCUCUGCUCUGUGAGACUCUUCAAGUCUCCCUGACAUCUGAGCUCGGAGGCUUAGCAACGGAGAGGGAGGGAGCAGCAUCGUGUCUUCUCCGCCUAGGAAAACAAGGUGCUGCUAUCUCUCCAAGGCUCCAGCCGGGCCCUCUCUGCCCCACCUAUGACCUCGUGACAGCAGGGACUGACAUCCCAGCACAGGGAGGACUGCUUGGCCAACACAGAGGCAGCCCCUCCCACCACGCUGCCUUCCUCACAGGCAGAUGGAAAGUUCAGUCCAUGAGGAUGCAGUGUGGCUACCACGUCCGCAGUCCCCUUGCCCUGAACUCAGUGACAGAGGCUCCCAGCACCUGCGACCAGGCUUGUUAUAAAUCAAGUUUAGGAAAACAGAUAAGGUUUUAUCAUAGGCCCAGACAGAUACAUGUAAAAAAAUACACAGGAAAACCCAAAGUUCAAUCGACAGGUCUGAUUGAAGAGUUGCUAGGUUUCAGAGUAAAACCUCUGAAAGAAUUCGGUUUGAGACUGGAAUGAUGGCUGGGCUUGUAGGCACUGUCUCUCUUUCGUAUCAUUGGAAGUCUGUACCCCUUUCUCUGAGUGGGACAGAAGACUAUUCACAGAGGGUCUUCGCAUCAGCUGAGCUGCCUCCAGCCUGCUUAAACUGUUAUUUGGGAUUUGUUUAUUUGUUUUUGUUUUUAAGAAGUUAAGCUAUAAGGUAAAUUCCAGGAUGGUCCUUUUAUUCCAACAAGCAUUGUAUAAACUGACCUCACAUUGUAUAUCUCUAUUGUCCUGUUCUGGUGUAUAAAACAGCAAAUUUAACUAUA